Aspergillus fumigatus Af293 is the source of this 1227-nucleotide messenger RNA. RefSeq names its product putative MFS monocarboxylate transporter. The transcript has 4 exons. Gene Ontology annotation, biological process: transmembrane transport. Gene Ontology annotation, molecular function: transmembrane transporter activity. Gene Ontology annotation, cellular component: fungal-type vacuole membrane. The coding region runs from base 1 to 1227 and encodes 408 amino acids. NCBI's taxonomy places the organism in Eukaryota, Fungi, Ascomycota, Eurotiomycetes, Eurotiales, Aspergillaceae. The record is from RefSeq and is a predicted model, not a curated record.
AUGGCAACUCAAGCACAGUCUUCGUCUCAAAAUGGCAUGAUUGCCGCUGAGUCGAAGUUGGAGGCAAACGCAAAUCCAGCUGCAAAGCCUUCGUUCCCAGAAGGAGGAGUAAGAGCAUGGUCCGUCGUUUUCGGUGCAAGCAUUGCUUUGGGAUGUGCCUUUGGAUAUCUAUCUGCUUUUGGCAACUAUGAGGCAUACUACAGUGAGCACCAGUUAGCUCAGAAGACGGCCUCGGAGAUCGCAUGGAUUGGCUCAAUCCAGAUAUUUCUCCAGUACAUUACCAGUCUAAUCUCAGGAAGUCUGUUUGAUCUGCACGGGGCAAAGAUACUGUUAAUACCAGGGUCGAUCUCUUUCGUUUUCUCCAUCAUGAUGACGAGCCUGUGCCGAAAGUAUUACCAAGCCAUUCUCGCCCAAGGGAUCCUCGGCGGCUUAAGCACCGGCUUCAUCUUCACUCCCUCCCUUGCGGCCAUUGGCCACUAUUUCCAGAAGAAACGGGGACUUGCCAUGGGCAUCUGUGCUGCGGGUUCUUCCUUGGGUGGUCUCCUGUUCCCCAUCGCUUUGAAACAUGCUCUCUAUAGCCGGCGAUUAGGGUUUGGUUGGGGCGUUCGCGUGGUCGGGUUCGUGGUUUUGGGCCUUUUGGCUAUCGCCUGCACCCUAGUCAGAGAGAGGCUACCACCACGCAAGGGCCGGUUCUUCCUGCUCCGCGCGUUUCUGCAACCAUCAUACUCCUUCCUAGUGGCCGCCGUCUUCCUCAGUUUCUGGGGGAUGUGGGUGCCGUGUUUCUUCAUCGUCUCUCAACGCCGGCUCGCUGCUAGGGAGGAUCAUACCGGGAUUUUUGGCGGACGGUUCGGCCGUCUGAACAUGCUAGUCUGUGUAUACGCCGCCAACAGCAUCAUGCUUCUCGGCUGGAUCCGCAUCACCACAGCUGCCGGCCUUAUCGCCUGGGCAGCAGUGUUUGGCUUUGUCUCGGGAGCGAUCAUCUCCCUGUAUCCCGUGUCUAUAGCACAGCUGGCACCCCGACCGCAGGAGAUUGGAACGUAUAUGGGACAGGCCAGCGCGGUUGUCUCCGUUGCUGGGCUGACGGGGACGCCGAUUGCGGGGGCGCUUAUUCGAAGCUACGGGUACGAGGCAGCGGCGUUGUUUGCGGGCUUGUCGAUGGUUGUGUGUACUUGUCUGGCUGCCGUCUCUAGGGGUUUUUACGCAGGAAAGCUGCUCGCCAAGGUUUAA